This is a messenger RNA of Cyphellophora europaea CBS 101466, 234 nucleotides long. RefSeq names its product NEDD8 protein. Gene Ontology annotation, biological process: modification-dependent protein catabolic process; regulation of proteolysis; protein neddylation. Gene Ontology annotation, molecular function: ubiquitin protein ligase binding; protein tag activity. Bases 1 to 234 code for a protein of 77 amino acids. Lineage: Eukaryota; Fungi; Ascomycota; Eurotiomycetes; Chaetothyriales; Cyphellophoraceae. The transcript is spliced from 3 exons. Gene Ontology annotation, cellular component: cytoplasm; nucleus. The record is from RefSeq and is a predicted model, not a curated record.
AUGCUCAUCAAAGUCCGCACCCUCACCGGCAAGGAGAUUGAACUGGACAUUGAAGCCGACUACAAGGUCUCAAGAAUCAAGGAGCGUGUGGAAGAGAAAGAGGGCAUCCCUCCCGUGCAACAGCGUUUGAUCUACGGAGGAAAGCAGAUGGCCGAUGAGAAGACCGCCGCAGACUACCAGCUCGAAGGCGGGAAUACACUGCAUUUGGUGCUGGCGCUACGUGGCGGAUGCUGA